CGCAUGCUCACUAGGCAACACUGACGUCAUGUUGAUGUUGAGAAGGAAUCAAAAUCGACUGUCGAUAAAGUGAAUAGUCGAUCAACGAAAUGUCGGAUAAACAAAGUGGACAAAAAAGUGCGAAAAUAGCAGCCGGGGCCGUGGUGUGUGUCGAAAGCGAGAUCAAAGGGGAUGUCACUAUCGGUGCCAGAACGGUGGUCCAUCCCAAAGCACGCAUCAUAGCGGAGGCUGGACCCAUUAUAAUCGGGGAGGGAAACCUCAUAGAGGAACAGGCUGUCAUCAUUAAUAGUUACCCGGAGAAUAUCACCCCUGACAGCGAGGGAGUGGAGCCUAAACCGAUGACAAUUGGUGUCAACAACGUGUUUGAAGUAGGCUGCAUGUCUCAGGCCUUGAAGAUUGGGGACAACAAUGUAAUUGAAUCCAAAGCCAAUCUGGGCAGGAAUGUGAUCCUGACCUCUGGCUGUAUCAUCGGAGCCUGUUGCCAGGUCAACACCUGUGAGGUCAUUCCUGAAAACACAGUCAUCUACGGCUCGGGGUGUCAGAGACGUGUGCAGACUGAGAGACCACAGCCUCAGACUCUUCAGCUAGAUUUUCUGAUGAAGAUCCUUCCUAACUACCAUCACCUGAAGAAGACUGUCAAGACCACAUCUGGUGCCACGCCAGCCAAAAUCUAACAAUCUCCCUAAAGAUGAAAACAAACUACCACCAUCCAAGACUAAAAUAAAACUGCUUCCUCCCACGAUGAAAACAAACCUCCUCUUCCCACGACGAAAACAAACCACCUCCUCUUUCCACGACGAAAACAAACCUCCUCUUUCCACGACGAAAACAAACCUCCUCCUCCCAAGACAAACCUCCUCCUCCCAAGACAAACCACCUCCUCUUCCCACGACAAAAACAAACCACCUCCUCUUCCCACGACGAAAACAAACCACCUCCCAAGACAAAGACAAACCACCUCCUCUUCCCACGACAAAAACAAACCACCUCCUCCUCCCAAGACAAAGACAAACCACCUCCUCUUCCCACGACGAAAACAAACCACCUCCUCCUCCCAAAACAAAGACAAACCAGCGUCUCAUCCACCAAGUGAAGGAAAAUGCUUAGUGCUAUCAUGUACCUGUUCUACUUGAAACUAGGCUUUCAGAAGACACUGAAUGAUCCUCUGUUGGCCAGGAAUACGUUCAUUCCAUGAACCUAAACAUUUUAGUUUCAAAACGUUCCAUCAAAGAGAACAAAACAGGUAGGGACCUACCUGAAUUAUUCGCAAUAAAAAUGUUGUAAGAAUUAUUAUUUUUGCCUCCAACUUGCUUGUCGUGAAUUAAUAAACCCCUGCAUUCCACAAGCAGUGUUUAUCAUCUUGGAGUUGACUUGGAGCUUACCCCAGGACAACUGUCUCACUACUACAGUUUACAAAUUUUUCCCGGCAGACUUUAUACUUUUAAGUUCUAUGUUAUAUUCCAUGUAUUUCCAUGCUUUUCGAUGCCAUUGUUAUAAAAAUGAUAGAAAGUG
Molecule: messenger RNA, 1512 nt
Organism: Esox lucius (northern pike)
Lineage: Eukaryota; Metazoa; Chordata; Actinopteri; Esociformes; Esocidae
Product: dynactin subunit 6
Exons: 7
Coding region: 90-674 (194 amino acids)
Biological process (GO): mitotic spindle organization
Cellular component (GO): dynactin complex
Molecular function (GO): dynein complex binding
Source: RefSeq, a predicted model, not a curated record